Molecule: messenger RNA, 1818 nt
Organism: Macrosiphum euphorbiae (potato aphid)
Lineage: Eukaryota; Metazoa; Arthropoda; Insecta; Hemiptera; Aphididae
Source: the annotation of a GenBank genome assembly
AUGAUAUCCGAAAAUGUGUGCCGGUUCGAAGAGGUGCAGCCAUUAUCGUUUUGCAGGAGAUUUGAUUUGGCCGAUUGCAGUUCUCAGGGUAGGAUGGGCUACACGAGAACUGGCAACAGUGCAAUGGACCAAAGAGGUUGGCAGGAGUUGGCUACGUGCAGUCCCAUGCUGGCGUUCCCGGUUGAAGGACAGCAUCACCAUCAGUCCCACUAUGGUCAGCAUCCGCCUAGCGCGCCCAGUUACCCGCCCGGGCCUGGCAUGUAUCACCAUCCACAUCACCAUCAACACAAUCACCACCAUCACCAACACAACAAUCACAACAACACGGGAAACGUGCUGUUGCAGAACGUAAGCCUGUGCGCGCCUCCGCCGCUGCCACCUCCGCCACCAUCGACGUCCAUUGUCAUGGGCGGAGGCCACGCAACCACGUCGUCCUCGUCUUCGUCCCUAUCACACUAUCAUCACCACUCUUCGUCGAUCGGUGUGUCAACCAAUUGCAAUCUCAGCUCGGCCGUCGCUACAUCCCUUCACUUGCCCGGCAGCUCAUCCGAACAGCCUGCUGCGUUCAAGACGGAACCACAUCAACACGAAAUGAUGUUUCCCUAUCAGAAUCACAAUAACGAAAUGGCCCCUUCAUCGGACGGACUUUUGUCGUCAAUAUUGAACGAUGACGACUUGCAGCUCAUGGAUCCGGCGAUGGGUGCAGACGGUGGCAUGUACCCGGUUCGGAUGAUGGAAACCGCCAGCAGCUCAGUGCCGUGCAACAGCAACACGAUGAACACCGCGACCAUGGUACAAAACGGUAACGCAGGUGGCGGAGACUCGGACAGCGCGGUCAGUUCGAUGGGCUCGGAACGCGUGCCUUCACUGUCGUCGGACACGGAAUGGAUGGAAACCAACUCGGAUAGCGGACACAACGACGGAUAUCCGUCGCACUCCCUUCAAGAAUAUGGAAAAAUGAGGUGGCUGGACAAUUACCUGUAUUCCGGAAGCCGAGGUCAUUCGGCUGCCCCGCAAAAGAAGUACCAGUUGUACGGGAGACGCCUAACAGAUCCCGUAUCAGGGACCCCGAACGCCACCGAAGCUGCUAGGUCGAAUCAUGGAGGUCUCGUGCCCGAUUCCUUGAAUCUGCCCUAUGAUAUGUCUGUCAGAGAAGGCAUCCCAGUGCCCGGUUCUUCACAGUUUAACAGACACAAUAUGGCCGGUUGUUCACGUGUGAUGACUCCCGAAAACCAAGUGGCCCUCAACCAUACGUAUGCACUGCCUGUCGAAGGUCCCAGGAUACCGCGUAACAAGCUCAAGAGCAGCAGUAAGAGGAGUGAGGAUGAACAGUUGACAAGAGACGAGAAGAGGGCCAGAAAUCUGAAUAUUCCCAUCACGGUAGAUGACAUAAUCAAUCUGCCCAUGGACGAAUUUAACGAGAGACUGUCCAAAUACGAUCUAUCCGAAAGUCAACUUACAUUAAUUAGAGACAUUAGGCGUCGUGGAAAAAACAAGGUUGCUGCUCAAAAUUGCCGGAAACGCAAGCUGGACCAAAUCCUCAGUUUGGCUGACGAGGUGAAACAAAUGAAAGACCGAAAGUUCAAUCUGUUACAAGAACGGGAAUAUCUAAUGACCGAGCGUAUGAGAGUGAAAACCAAAUAUGAUCUACUUUAUAACCAUAUUUUUGGAAGUUUAAGAGAUCCUGAUGGAAAUCCCUACUCCCCGUACACUCAUACGUUGCGUGAGCAGCCCGACGGCAGUGUCAGUAUUGUACCCAGAAAUAAUGGUACCCAAACCGACCGGAAUCCUCGGUCCAAGCAACACAAGGACAAGUAA